AUGUUGCGAUGGCUUUUCCUAUUUUUGGCUGCAUUAUUCGUUAGUGUAGAGGCUCAAUGCCCUUCAGGGUGGGCGUUCGCCAGCGAGUUUAACUCUUGUUUAAACUUUAAUACCGCUGCGCUACCAUUUUGGGCGGCCGAACAGCGAUGCCUGAAUUCGAAUGGGCAUUUGCUCUCCGUACAUAAUGCCUUCCAAAAUACGAUUUUAACUGCGUAUUUGGGAAACGCGAACCUCACCGGAAGUACCUUUUGGCUUGGUCUGUGGCGAAACGAUACUGGAGCGCAAUGGAAAUGGACUGAUGGGACGGCUAGCGAUUACUUUAACUGGCAAGGAGGUAAUCCUGGUUCGAAAAUGUGCGGCUCGAUCGCCGGAAAUGGCGGAGCUUGGAAUAGCUUGACUUGUGAGAAUUCGCAACCCUUCAUCUGUGCUUAUUCCACUCUGCCAGGCUGCCUACCCGGCUGGCAGUACUUCAAGGGAACUGGAAUGUGCUAUUACCACGGCCAAAACGCCUCAUUCCCAGAGGCCGAGCACUACUGCCAACGAUAUGGGGGUCAUUUGGCGUCUGUACACACCAAUGAUGAAAACGAUUUUAUUUCGAACAUGACCUGGUCGAAUGCUUGCGUAUAUUCGCGUACUUGGAUCACCGGGACGACACUUUUGGGAGGAACUUUUGACCAAUCAAAAAAUAUGACAAGAUGGUGGAGCGACUCCUCUUCAACCGAUUACGCCCAUAAUAUUUGUCAAAAUGAGGGAACAGACCAGAACGUGAUCCUGCUACGAGCUUUCCCUAUGAACAAAUGCCCUCAAGAUGAAGAAAAGUGUGGAGGUGGCAAUUGGAGAAUCGGAAGAUAUGCUAAUAAUGAUUCCAUUGCCUAUCCGGAUUAUGUAUGCAAAGCGGCGCCGGUUUCGCAUACCCAAUGCCCCAUUGGCUGGUCCUACUAUAGCUUAACGGAUUCUUGCUAUUUCCAUGGCACCACUAGCUCAACUUUCUGGAACGCCGAGCAGUACUGUAAUGCGUAUAGCGGAAAUCUUGCCUCGAUCCAUUCUGUUGAUGAGAAUGAAUUUAUUCAAAGUUUGGUCUGGAACCCAACUUGCGCUCAAACGAUGGAGGGUUUCCAGCGUGGAGAGGUGCUAAUUGGAGGAAUUUACAGUAAACAAAGAAAAGGUAUCUCUUACUGGACUGAUGGAAGCGCUAGCGAUUACAGUCAUGCUACUUGUGACUUAUUUGGAGCUGAUUCAAGUACUAUUGUGAUGGCCGCUCACCCUCGAGCUUGUGGCAGCUGUUUUGAAGGCCAAUGGUACCUCCCUAGAGAGUCCCCGGAUUCCGGCCGCACCUACGGAGAAUUCAUCUGCAAAUCCCCAACCUAUGCCCACUUGAAACGCAAA
Messenger RNA from Mesorhabditis spiculigera, 1386 nucleotides. The record is from the annotation of a GenBank genome assembly. Lineage: Eukaryota; Metazoa; Nematoda; Chromadorea; Rhabditida; Rhabditidae.